GGUUGCAGUGCGCGCGCGGUCCGGGAUUUUUACCGCAAUGCAUCAGUCCGCGCGUCGAUGCGAGCGUCACCGGGAACUAUAGAACUCAUCGACUCAAAGGCAAGUUUACAGUCAAUGUGCAUGAAUGUAUAGAUAUAGAUAUAUACGAAUACUGAAUUCUGUCAUGUGAAUGUGCAUUCGGUUACUGCGAGAUCAAUGCAUCAUGCAAACACUGCUCUCGCGUCCUGUACGUUUUAGAUGCUGUGAAUUAGAUUCGACCGUGCAUUAUUGCAUGAACAAGCAUUCUCUGAUCUAUUGAGCCAAAGAAUCAGGGGCUGUUCAACACAUUUCACUAGGCCUCUUAUGCACAUACUGCUAAAACCUGCUAGUCUAGUCCUUCAUCACUGGAGCACAUUUAAAUAGAGACUCUUCCAAACCCACGUGAGCUCGUCUUAUGGACCUGAUAUGAAGAUACAUCACUGUGGACACUAGCCCAUCAGACCCACGACAGACAGACACGAUGAUGGACGUGUGCGUGAGACGGGUUCUGCUCCUGUGUGUGUUCUGCACGCUCUCAGUGUCUCUAUGCAGCGCUGCGUGUGCGGAGGUGGACUCGGACACCGAGGCUGUGGCAGGUCAGGAAUUCAAACUGGGCUGCAUUUCCUGCAAGAGGCGAGGAGAGGUGGUGGCCACUGCGACCGUCGACUGGCACUUCAAAGCGCGAGGAGAACCAGGCUUUGUGCACAUUUACAGUUAUGAUGGCGAUGCCUCCAGUAUCAUAGAUGAGCGUUUUGAGGGCCGACUGGAGUGGGAAGGCAGUAAAAAGACAUAUGACCUGCAGGACGCGUCUGUUCUUAUCAAUAACGUCACCUUCAACGACUCCGGCGUUUAUCGAUGCAUCUUCAACCGAAUUCUGAGCUACGAGCACUACGAGUACUCCACCAUCGCCAGUAAAGUGGUGCACCUCACCGUGGUGGGCAAAGCCACACGUGGUACGGCGUCGAUCGUGUCAGAGGUCAUGAUGUAUGUGUCCAUCAUCGGCCUGCAGCUCUGGCUGUUAGUGGAGAUGAUCUACUGCUACAGGAAGAUCUCGGCGGCAGGAGAGGAAGCGCUGAGAGCCAGCGCCGCGGAGUAUUUAGCGAUCGCAACGGAGGGUAAAGAUAACUGCGCUGGCGUGCAGGUCGCAGAAUAACACAGGUUUUGUCCUUCCUGAACUCCGGACUGCUGUUGUUCCUCCUGUUACCUUCACAAGCUCCUGAACCUCUUUUAUAACCGUUUCUUACCUCUUUACCUGACUCUGUUGUGCAUGACGCUAAUGCUAUGCAUGGUGAACAGGCAAACAGCCACUGCAGACAUUCAAAGGCGGGAAAAAUGUAUUUACUGCAAUAUUUCAACUGUGUGAAAUAGGAAACUGCAAUACUUCAAUUUUGCACUAGAGAUCAGUAAAGAGUUGAUCUUGCGACACAUUGAGGCCAUAUAUAUGUAGUUUAACAUGAUAUCAGACGGUCUGAAAGCCAAAACGCCAUGCAAUGCUAUAGUUGCAUGAGCCAACUGUGAAUGCACUUCCAUUAUAGAUGCCUCCGGCACUAAACGAGUUUAACAUUAUGAGUUUUCUAUUGUAUUGAUAGGUUUAUUAUGAGUUACACACGUGUGUAUGAGGACACGGCUGUAGUGGUGAAUGUAGCACUAUACUGUAGGCAUGUUCAGACGCUGCUUUUCCUGAACUGAAUGUUUAAUUUCUUUACCUCCAAAGUGCAUUAAGACGUAUGAUAGCUCUAUCUCGCUCCGUGACGUUUAAUGCAUGCCCACGCUGCAAGUAUCCUAUAUCGAUCCUACUCACCUAAAAUAGGCCGUUCCUGCACACGAGCGUGAUGUCAUGUGAUGAUAUAAUGUGAUAUUCUGUGUUAAAUGCAGCACUGGAUGCUGGUGGGUGGACGUGUAGAGAGAGAGUAAAAUCAGUUCAAAAGAAUUGUGCGCACUGUUUUAUUUAUAAUCUAAAGGGUUUUCAUGGAGGAGAAGGAGAGGGGGCGAUUUAACGUAAAUUAGGCCGUUUCUCAUCUUGAGAUGACUGUAAAGAAGUGGCCUAAUUUACAGGACUAUGAAACAAUGUGGACAUUUCAUCCCCAAUAUACUAAUCAAUCAUCUGUAGCACAUUGCUUGUACCGUUAGCAUUAGCUAAUGCAGUGACUAGCCUCUAAAUAUCCCAUUUCUAGUGUUUAAAGGAAUGUUCUAGAAUACACGUUCCAAUGCAAGUCAAUGGGGUUUAAUCUUUAAACAUUAAAAUACUGUUUCACAAGUAUAGACACAAGACAUGAACAAUAUGUGUGUGAACAUGAUUUUACUGUCAUUAAAUCACUCACUGACCACAUCUGUGUGAAGAUCCAGACAAUAUUACAACUCCGUUGCCAUGGCAACUGCACCUUGUAAUCGCAGCAUUGGCUCUAGCGUUACACAGAAAAGGUUAGCGAGGGAUUUGAUCACACUCGGAUCAUGUUAGCAUGUUUAGUGCUCUGAGAAAAGGGGAUUUUGUGGCGUGUCUGUAAGUAUAAGUAUAUAAUGCAAUAAAACAGUCAUUUAUGGAUUAGGUUAGUUUAAGCGUGAACUUGAAAAUAUGAAGUAAAUCUGCAUUUGUGCUCCAUUCAAACAUGUUGAAAUGAAUGUUCUAGCUCAUACAUGUUAUUUAUGAUGGUUUGGUAUGUUUACCGUGUGUCCUCUUGCAUCAGUCGCGUUUACUUGCUAAUGUCAGUAAAUGUUACUCGUAAAUCAAAUAAGUAAAUUAAUGUAAGUUUUGGAAGCUGGUGUUCCCUGCACACACGGGGCUUAAACAAUUAAUGUGCUGUUUGCACGUUUAUUUACACACUUGGUUUUAUAUUUUAUUAUUAUUAUUAUUAUUUUUAAACAAUGCGCUCUGAGUCCUCGUGGCAGCGUAGUGACUCGCCUCAAUCCGGGUGUCAGAGGUCGCAUCUCAGUUGCCUCCACGUCUGAGACCGCCAAUCCGCGCAUCUUAUCACGUGACUUGUUGAGUGCGUUACCGUGGAGACGUAGUGCGUGUUGAGGCUUCACGCUAUUCUCCGCGGCAUCCACGCACAACUCACCACACGCCCCACCGAGAGAAAGAAGGUUACCCCAUGUGACUCUACCCUCCCUAGGAAUCAGGCCAAUUUGGUUGCUAAGGAGACCUGGCUGGAGACUAAUACCCCAAGAGGAUUUUACCCCAUGUGACUCUACCCUCCCUAGCAACCUGGCCAAUUUGGUUGUUAAGGAGACCUGGUUGGAGACUAAUACCCCAUGAGGAGGUUACCCCAAUCUAAUACCCCAUGAGGAGGUUACCUCAUGUGAGUCUACCCUCCCUAGCAACCGGGCCAAUUUGGUUGCUUAGGAGACCUAGUUGGAGACUAAUACCCCAUGAGGAGGUUACCCCAGUUGACUCCAACCGCCCUAGGAAUCGGGCCAAUUUAGUUGCUAAGGAGACCUGACUGGAGGCCGUUUUUAUUGUUGAUUUUGUUGUCACGUUAACGUCUUGCGUUGUCUGAAGUGCAUUUUCUACUCAGAAUUACACAUUCAUGAUAAACAACACAUGAUCUGUUGAUGGGAUGUUGUGCAGGAAGUGUUGAGGUGUGCCGUUGUUAACUGAUUUUCUCAUGAAUAAUGCAUGUGAUAAUAUCCGACAGACGGUAUACUGUAGCGUGCAUCAUGCUUCCAUGGGUCGGCUUUCAUGUGAUGCAUGAUGAAACACGUGUUCAUAUGUCCAAUAUGAAGUGCAUAUGAUGCUCAUAUAAGUUCAUUUAAGUACCAUUACAUCGGAUCUGUAAGGAAAAGCUUCUGUAUUAACUGAAAUGUUUAAGUUAAAUUGACUCACUUUAUUCAAUAUUAUGUCACGAGUUUGAGUCCAGGGCGAGCUGAGUGACUCCAGUCAGGUCUCCUAAGCAACCAAAUUGUCCCGGUUGCUAGGGAGGGUAGAGUCACAUGGGGUAACCAAAUUGGGCUGGUUGCUAGGGAGGGUGGAGUCACAUGGGGUAACCAAAUUGGGCUGGUUGCUAGGGAGGGUGGAGUCACAUGGGGUAACCAUAUUGGGCCGGUUGCUAGGGAGGAUAGAGUUACAUAGGGUAACCAAAUUGGGCUGGUUGCUAGGGAGGGUGGAGUCACAUGGGGUAACCAAAUUGGGCUGGUUGCUAGGGAGGGUGGAGUCACAUGGGGUAACCAAAUUGGGCCGGUUGCUAGGGAGGGUAGAGUCACAUGGGGUAACCAAAUUGGGCCGGUUGCUAGGGAGGGUAGAGUCACAUAGGGUAACCAAAUUGGGCUGGUUGCUAGGGAGGGUGGAGUCACAUGGGGUAACCAAAUUGGGCCGGUUGCUAGGGAGGGUGGAGUCACAUGGGGUAACCAAAUUGGGCGGUUGCUAGGGAGGGUAGAGUCACAUGGGGUAACCAAAUUGGGCGGUUGCUAGGGAGGGUGGAGUCACAUAGGGUAACCAAAUUGGGCUGGUUGCUAGGGAGGGUGGAGUCACAUGGGGUAACCAAAUUGGGCCGGUUGCUAGGGAGGGUGGAGUCACAUGGGGUAACCAAAUUGGGCCGGUUGCUAGGGAGGGUGGAGUCACAUGGGGUAACCAAAUUGGGCCGGUUGCUAGGGAGGGUGGAGUCACAUGGGGUAACCAAAUUGGGCUGGUUGCUAGGGAGGGUGGAGUCACAUGGGGUAACCAAAUUGGGCCGGUUGCUAGGGAGGGUAGAGUCACAUGGGGUAACCAAAUUGGGCCGGUUGCUAGGGAGGGUAGAGUCACAUGGGGUAACCUCCUCGUGGUGGUGAUUAGUGGUUCUCUCAAUGGGGCGUGUGGUGAGUUGUGUGUGGAUCGUGGAGAGUAGCAUGAGCCUCCACAUGCUGUGAGUCUCCGCGGUGUCACGCACAAUGAGUCACAUGAUCAGAUGCGCGGAUUGACAUCUCCGACGUGGAGGCGACUGACACUUGUCCUCCGCCACCCGGAUUGAGGCGAGUAACCGCGACACCACGAGGACCUACUAAGUAGUGUGAAUUGGGCGUUCCAAACUGGGGAGAAAAAGCAUCAUUAGUUUUGUGUUUGAGUACAGAUGUAGAAUUUACUGAAUAUUUUCAAGCUCACGGUGCACCAUUAGCAGUUGUAGUUUGUUUGGCGCCCUGGCGAAACCCGCUUGAACACGCCCCCAAAUGCAACUCUGGGCAACUGCCUAUGUCGCCCAUGCCUAAAUCUGCCACUGCGGUGCACUCAGUGAUGUUUUUAUGCAUGUUGUCUUAGACUUACACUGACACCUGGUGGCGUGGAUGCAUCAUUGAAAUCAUUGAAAUAAAUGCCAUUGUUGAAAUUCAAGGACAAUUUGAUAAUAAAAUAUAAAUAAAAUAAACAUU
Messenger RNA from Xyrauchen texanus (razorback sucker), 5352 nucleotides. Its product is annotated as sodium channel subunit beta-1-like. Gene Ontology annotation, molecular function: sodium channel regulator activity. The record is from RefSeq and is a predicted model, not a curated record. Gene Ontology annotation, biological process: regulation of heart rate by cardiac conduction; cardiac muscle cell action potential involved in contraction; sodium ion transport. NCBI's taxonomy places the organism in Eukaryota, Metazoa, Chordata, Actinopteri, Cypriniformes, Catostomidae. Gene Ontology annotation, cellular component: voltage-gated sodium channel complex. The transcript has 6 exons. Bases 500 to 1171 code for a protein of 223 amino acids.